Messenger RNA from Neurospora crassa OR74A, 3667 nucleotides. RefSeq lists its product as hypothetical. The transcript is spliced from 2 exons. The record is from RefSeq and is a predicted model, not a curated record. Bases 588 to 3281 code for a protein of 897 amino acids. Lineage: Eukaryota; Fungi; Ascomycota; Sordariomycetes; Sordariales; Sordariaceae.
UUUCGCUCUUUUUUUCUCUCUCCAUUUCCCUUCGUCUGUCUAACCCAUACCCACCGACCGAUGUCCUAUACCUCUAGCCUAUAGACCGGCGAGGCCCCGUUUCCUCUUCCUCCUCUCAAUUCUGCUGUCAUCAGGAUCCCAGUGUCAAUAUCGGAACACCCACUUUGCCGGGUUCACCGUCCUUUGCCGGCCAAUCCUUGCGAGUCCCGAGUCAACGAUCCGUGGUCCUCGUGCUUUUUCCCGACCUUCCACUUCUUUUUCUCCAUCCUGCCUGCAAAAUCUCCGACACGGCAUUCGGGUAUCUGUGCACAGGUGUUCCCUACCUGUUCCUUACCGACUUCUACGCUGUUCGUCCCUAAAAAGCCACAGCGCCAAAGCGAGUCCAGAUUCGUGCUCCCGGUGCCGCCGAUCCUCCAGUCAAUCAGGGGUCGACAUUUCAGCAGCAUGGUGGAGGUGGUGUUGACCAAGACACUAUCCUCCUCCUCCUCCUCAUCCUCAUCCUGCUCCUCUUCAUCCGCCUGUGACGACAACACAUUCCACCGACGGUCCCCGAGUAGCCCGACGAGUCCAGUAUACACACUAUAGGCAUGGGAAUGGGAAUGGCAGACGCCGCGACUCCGAACGCCGACUGCGAACAAGAAGUAGCCGCCGCCGCUGCUGCUCCUCCUGCUACUUCUGCUGCUGCUGCUGAGCCCGUAGCUGAGCUCGUGCCGCAAAAUCCACCAACAUCACCCACCGCCGCCAUGGGAUCCAGCGGCGAUAACUCCGCCCAGGGGGCACAGCCGUCGGCUAUGCGGUGCUGCUGUGGAAGGGAGGACUGCGUUUAUCUUAGGCACAACUGUACUCUUCUCAAGAGUGUCGAGCGCGAUGUCCAUACGGCCGCCAAAAUGGGCCAGACUCUGCUCAUCCGCCAUGAAGCCUACAUGGCCGCCGCCGAACGCGACCGCGCCGAACUCACCGCUCGCAUUGAACAGCUGGAACGCGAAAAUGCAGAGCUCGAGGAGAGGAACAGGGAAACGAUACACGAGAAUUACAGCCUCCACGCCGAACUCGAGUCGCUCAAUGAUACCGUCCGAGAGGCCGACACCCGCAUUGACUACCUCGAGACCACCCUGCGCGAGUCCCAGCGCGAGAUCCGCCGACUGGAAUUGGCGGCGGAGAGGGCAGCGACCCUGGAGAAGCAGCUCUCCAUGCUCGAAGAGGAGCAGGCGACACUACAGGCAACCUUGGUCAAUACACAGGAGGAGGCGCGCACCGCCAUCACACGUUGGAAGCAGGCCGAAAAGGGUAUCAACGACUUGCAGGAACAACUGGAGCGCAUGGAGAAGGAAGCAAAGGAAGAACGGGAACGACACGCUGAGGUUAUCGGCCGUAUCGAAAAACAACGAGAAAUGGAAAAGGAGCUCAGCACGGCAGCAGGCAGACUUAAGGGCGCUGCCGCUGUCAAGUCCUUAUCCGACACCAAGAGCACGCGCAAUGUCGUGUCGCAUUUCGUACGCGACCUCUUGCAGGACAACGCCAACCUACAGCUGGGCAUUGCCGAACUGCGUGAGAUGCUAAUGAACUCACACGACGAAAUCCAACUCCUACGGGAACAGAUACAUUAUCACCAGCCGUCAUCAAGUAAUCCUAAACAGUUGGGUACCGUAUCAACACUACAGACCGAAUUCGACGAUCCCGACUCGGCCAAAACACCAAAGAUCUCACAAGCCGUGCACGUCCACCACCAUUACCAUAUCGCCCAGAAGGGCGAGACACGAAAACAAAAGAAGAACAGGAGAUCCAUGACUUCAGGUACCUUUUCGCCGCCACACAUCAUCUCAGCACCUACAACACCAGUAUCCUCCCAGAAUCCCCAAUGGCAGGCGGGCCGUGGCCUUGGGCCACCCUUUAUCCCGCGUCACAGUGCUCACGAUUCCACCUCGACAGCAGCAGGCCGUUGGUCCCUAAUCUCCGAAAUGCCCUCCGAAUUCGCGCCAUCCUCCGCGCCGACCUCUCCCCAAUCGAACCCCCGGCGCAAUUCCGUCUUCGACCGCGGCAUCAUUGAGGUGUCGGUCCCCAACUCUCCCACCACAAGUGUCGAUCCAACUUCCCCCGAAUGGAACCGAAAGUCGCACCGCAGACAGGCAUCCCAAUGGUCGACUCGUAGUACGGCCAUGCACAAUUCCGGCACCUGUUCACCACCGUAUCCCGGCCACCGUUCGCUCGCCGGUCUCGUUCUUGCCGAGGAGCUCAACCAGGCCAUGGGCGCCUACACCACCGACGACGUACCUGACAUGGCCCACGGGGUUUCCUCCGCCGAAGACGACACCGUUGAGACCAUGAGCGCAAAUGGCGACGUCGAUGACCCGGAAAUUGUGACGGACGACACGAUUCACAGAGAUCUCGACUUCCACCCCGAAGCGGCAGAGCAACGAACAGGAGGACUCCGACGGAUGACCUCACACGAAUCCAUCAUGUCCCUCUCCAACGGCCUCGACAUCCACACCCUCAAGGUCCGCCCGAGCCAACUGACCCUGCGACCCCUCGGCCUCAGUGCCGCCGGAACCGGAAUCAGCAACGUCACGGCCAUGCCGACCAUCUCGGCGCGCGGUUCGCGCGGAAGCAUGCACGCCAGAGAUAAUUUGGCCCUGGUAGGACAGCGCCUACCCCGACCCGUAUCCACCUCCCAGAAUAACAAACGUCCCUCGGUCGCCGAGCCGCCCUUCUUCCUCAAUCCCAAUCGUCGCGCCCACACUGACGGUUUGCAUAUGUCCUCUUCUGUGCGAUCAACAGCCUCCCGUCAGCUGUCUCUUCCUACCUUGGGUAGGCUAGUCUCGUGGCGGCCUUGGAGCCAGAGUUCUAGCCAGCCGACUACCGCAAUCGACGCAGUACCCGGAACCACGGGAAGAUCAACAGGACUGGAGCCAACCCCGGAACUCCCCGAGCUCACAUCCACCCCGGUUGGAACAGGAAGCACAGGCGCAGGCACCGGCCUAGGCAUCGCCAUUGCUGCAAGCGACGGCAAGUCAUCCUACCGAAGCGUCAGCUCGUCCACCACCACUGGCACGGCCGGCACGGUAACCACGACCACCACCACCCCCCUGUCGUCUUCCUUGCGGUCCGUGUCCUCUGCGACGACGGGGACGACCAUCAAGCCUAGGGCGCCGGGCAUCAACCAACCCGGCGUGAUCCCAGGGUUUUUGUCGAGGAAGGGUGGGUUGCCGAGUAAAGUGACGGUGGAGGCGUUGGAUGUGAGCCAGCUGGGGAGUAUUGAGGAGGCUUUGAGGGAGGGAAUAUAGGGGUGAUGAAUAAGGGGAUCUAUAAAGGAAAGGAAUUAAUGAUGUGGAAUGAUGGCUGCUGUAGAAGGCAGGAAGGGAAAAUACGACGAAAAGGUUGGAUUUGCAUAUUGCAAUAUUACUACAUCAUAACCUUUUUUUUUCUUUGUUUGGAUCCAGAUUCAGAUUCUCAGUUGUUUCAGAUUUUCUCAUGGCGACCCGGCCCAAGCGAUGGUCGGCAAGGAAGAGAUGUUGGAUCUUUAAAGAAGGGAUUUCUUGGAUGGAUGGAUUUAUUUUGUUUUAGCAUCUCUGCGUCUUUGCAUCAGGAAGCGGUGUUUUGGGUUGUUCGAAGGUAUCGAAUUGUUUCGUACAUGUGUCUCUAGGUUAUUUAUACCCUUGUUCAAAUUCGC